Medicago truncatula (barrel medic) is the source of this 1792-nucleotide messenger RNA. RefSeq names its product UDP-glucuronic acid decarboxylase 2. Gene Ontology annotation, biological process: D-xylose metabolic process. Gene Ontology annotation, molecular function: NAD+ binding; UDP-glucuronate decarboxylase activity. Gene Ontology annotation, cellular component: cytoplasm. The record is from RefSeq and is a predicted model, not a curated record. NCBI's taxonomy places the organism in Eukaryota, Viridiplantae, Streptophyta, Magnoliopsida, Fabales, Fabaceae. Bases 178 to 1485 code for a protein of 435 amino acids. The transcript has 7 exons.
CUUUUCAUUUCAUUCUUUCACUUUAAAUACCAAAUUAUCUCUCCAUCGGAUCUUCAUCUUAACAACAUUUCAACCACUUUAAAUAUCUCUCUUAACCACCGUGCCGGAAAUUUCGACCACCUAGUUCCGGUAACCGGAACUCACUUCAUUUCCGUUCUUCCUCUGUAGUAUCUGAAAAUGAGUUCAGAAUUGACUUUCAGAGGACACGAAACUCAACAAGUCAACGACGAAUACUCACCAAAACCAAACAAACCAUGGCUCUCCGUAAUUCGUCCGAUUCGUUACAUGCUUCGUGAACAACGACUCGUUUUCGUCUUGAUCGGAAUCGUCAUCGCAUCCGUAUUCUUCACAAUCAUACCUUCAUCUUCAACUUCUUCAUCCUCCUCAUUCUCAACCCGUCCAUACGAAUCAGACUCGAUCUCGUACUUCGACCGCGAGUCAAAGACCACACCUGCAGUGUAUAAGCAACGCGCCGCCUCGGUGGUUCAUUCGUCCGGGAAGAUUCCGUUGGGGAUAAAAAGGAAGGGGCUGCGGAUCGUGGUGACUGGUGGAGCGGGAUUCGUUGGGUCCCAUCUAGUGGAUCGGUUGAUGGCGAGAGGGGAUAGUGUGAUUGUUGUUGAUAAUUUCUUCACCGGUAGAAAAGAGAACGUUAUGCAUCAUUUUGGUAAUCCGAGAUUUGAGCUUAUUCGACACGACGUCGUUGAGCCUCUUCUUCUUGAAGUUGAUCAGAUCUAUCAUCUUGCUUGUCCUGCUUCUCCUGUUCAUUACAAGUUCAACCCCGUCAAAACUAUCAAGACGAAUGUGGUCGGAACAUUGAACAUGCUUGGAUUGGCGAAAAGAGUUGGAGCUAGAUUCUUGCUAACAAGUACAAGUGAGGUUUAUGGUGAUCCUCUGGAGCAUCCUCAGAAGGAGACUUACUGGGGAAACGUUAAUCCAAUUGGUGUCCGAAGCUGCUACGAUGAGGGAAAGCGUACGGCUGAGACAUUGACUAUGGAUUAUCACAGAGGGGCCGGUGUAGAGGUUAGAAUUGCUAGGAUCUUUAAUACAUAUGGACCCAGAAUGUGCUUAGAUGAUGGACGUGUCGUUAGUAACUUCGUUGCUCAGGCGCUGAGGAAGGAGCCUUUGACAGUUUAUGGGGAUGGGAAGCAGACUAGAAGUUUCCAAUACGUCUCUGACUUGGUGGAGGGUCUAAUGCGCCUUAUGGAAGGGGAACAUGUGGGGCCGUUCAACCUUGGAAAUCCUGGUGAAUUUACCAUGCUGGAACUUGCCAAGGUGGUCCAAGAAACAAUCGACCCAGAUGCAAAGAUAGUGUACAGAGAUAAUACAGAGGAUGACCCACACAAGAGAAAGCCUGAUAUUAGCAAUGCUAAGGAGCACCUUGGCUGGGAACCCAAGGUGGACCUGCGCAAGGGUCUCCCACUAAUGGUUUCUGAUUUCCGACAACGCAUUUUUGGUGACCAUAAGGAAGGUGGAUCUGAUGCCUAAUUCUUGAUGGUGGUAUGUUUAUGUUAUGUGUACCUUAGAGAGUGAGAAAGUGAAAAAAUAUAGUCUGAGGAUAACAACAUUUAGGUGUUUUCCAUUAGUCACACAGAAGCAUAUGAGCUCCUCUUAAAUGUUCCUUUUGUUGUUCCUUCUCCCUCAAUCUUUCAAGAUUGAUUGAUAGCUAUAGCCAGCCAUGAUUUCAUUUAUCAAUUUCCUGCCAUCUAUAUAAUUCUAUCUCUAUUUUUUUGGAUGUAAUUGGGUAUGUAUAAGUAACUACAGUUAUAUUAUUUCAACAUUUUACCUUAUUCUA